AGGAGCGGAGAGGCAUAACCAAGGUGUGGUGGGCCCUCGGGUAGCACAGGAGCAGGCCCCAGAGAGGGAUGUAACUGUGGAGAGAUGGGGCUGGAAAAGCCAAAGGCAGAGUGGCACUUUCUGGAGUGGUGUGGCCAGGGCAGCAAGUAAGGACGUGGAGGUGGAGUGACCAGUCACAUGGGGCGUGGUCUAGAGGUGGGGGGCGUGACCAAGGCAGUGGGGCAUGACGAGGGGGCGUGGCUACGAUGGUUAAAUUUGCAAGCUGCAGUCUCCAGAGUGAGAUUCGAGCUCUUCGGAAAACGUUCAGGUUCCUGCAAGUUCUCUGCAAUCUGACCAAGACCUCAAGGCAAAGAUGGUGGUGAUGAGCAACCUGAGAAUCAUUCUUCAAGCUUCUCCAUGCAAAACACUGUGGAGAAAGUUCCAGAUUCCGAGGUCCACGCCUGUGAGGCCCUGCAGCCUGUACACCUGCACUUACAAAACCCGGAACCGAGCCUUGCACCCGCUCUGGGAGAGGACAGACCUGGUCCCGGGAGGUGAGCGCCAGUCACCCAUCAAUAUCCGGUGGAGGGACAGUGUCUAUGAUCCUGACUUAACACCGCUCACCAUCUCUUAUGACCCGACCACCUGUCUCCAUAUCUGGAAUAAUGGAUACUCCUUCCUUGUGGAAUUUGAAGAUUCUACAGAUAAAUCAGUGAUCAAGGGAGGACCUCUGGAACACAACUACCGAUUGAAGCAGUUCCAUUUUCACUGGGGGGCCAUUGAUGCCUGGGGCUCCGAGCAUACCGUGGACAACAAAUGCUACCCAGCAGAGCUGCACCUGGUGCAUUGGAAUGCAGUCAAAUUUGAAAGCUUUGAGGAUGCAGCACUGGAAGAAAAUGGUCUGGCUGUGAUAGGAGUAUUUUUAAAGUUAGGGGAACAUCAUAAAGAGCUACAGAAAUUGGUGGAUACAUUGCCAUCGAUUAAGCAUAAGGAUGCCCUGGUAGAAUUUGGGUCAUUUGACCCUGCCUGCCUGAUGCCUGCCUGCCCGGAUUACUGGACCUACUCGGGAUCCCUGACGACCCCACCACUCUCUGAGUCUGUCACCUGGAUCAUUAAGAAGCAGCCUGUAGAGGUUGAUCAUGAUCAGCUGGAACAAUUUCGGACCCUCCUUUUCACUUCCAAGGGGGAGAAGGAGAAAAGAAUGGUGGACAACUUCCGUCCCCUUCAGCCUCUCAUGAAUCGCACUGUCCGCUCAUCCUUCCGUCACGAUUAUGUGCUCAAUAUACAAGUGACACCCAAGCCUACGACCAGCCAAGCGAGCCCCUAAGUGCCCAUUUCUAGGUGGUGUUUUGCGUUAAUACAUACUAGCUUUUAAAAACUUAACUAAGACUAUUCUAAACACCUGCAUUUAAUGCUAAUUAUAAAUGUGCAUUUCUUGGUUAUGGCAGUGAUCCUUCAGUCUUUUAUUGAUAAUGAUGUUUAGCACUGAGAUAGCAGCAAGAGGCACAAGUUUGUCUUCGAGCAACCUGUCUGACAUUUUUGAGCUGGUAAGUCACAGACACUUGACCAUCCAAAAUGCAGGCCUUUCAGAAAUAGCCAGAGGGCCCAUUCUGGUACUUCUUGGCUGAACAUUGGCUAUGGUUUUAGGUACGUUUUAUUUCAAAACAUGGAUGAGUUUUCUUUUAUAAGGCCUCCUCAAUGAGCAUAUUUGCCCUGAUCUUUAGUUAUCUUACCAGUACCUGUUAUGCUUCCUUAAUUAUUAUCAGUUUAUGAUAUAGAACAAAGAUUUUGCAAUCCUAGGAAAACAAGGAUUUACUGAUAUCUGAGGAUCAGGUGUCUUACUUAAACACUUGCUCAAAUAGAAAGCAUUUGCAGUGUAAAACAUUUUAACGAUAAUGCUUAAAGUGCCUAGAAUUUAGAAUUCUGUUAUAAUAUGUCUACAGAAGUAUUUUUCAAAUGACUAAAAUAUAAUAAUCUAUAGUUUAUAUUACCAUUCUGCAUUAUUUUUACAUUGUUUCAUAGACUAUGAUAAUAUUUUUCACAAUGACAGAACUAUUUUGGCUUCCCUUGAAAAGUGUCUAAACUGUAUUUUAUUUCAUUAGUGCAGUUCUAUGAUCAGAAUAAAUAUCCCAAUUUACACAGUGGCUUAGAAGACUUUUGGUACAGUAGUAGGAGGAGAAACUUGUCAGGCAGGCUAAAAUCUAGAUAAUUCUACAUACUGUGUAGAACCCAUGCCUCUAUUGACCUUUUUUGUAGAUAACUUGGAAUGUUGCUAAUUGCCAAUAAGCCUGUGUUCAAGCCCAAUAUUGCAUUAACCAAUAGUAUUUCUUUAAUUAAUAUGCUAAUCCUCUCAUCUACAAGAUAGAGUUGGAUAAAUACGUUGUAUUAACACUACUGAACCAUACACUGAACAAGGUUAAGAUGGUAAGUUUUUGUUAUAUGUAUUUUACCACCAUUAAAAAUAAAUAAUAAUUCAGUAGGAAUAAAAGAGUUGGAGUUGUAUGUAUAAAUUUAAGGGGAUAUCUCUGCUCUAAAGGAGUUUAGAAGGGGGAUAAAGGCAUUUGCUUCUAGGGUACGUGCCUUUUCUGGGAAAGGGAAAGCAAGUAUACACUGGGAAAUGAAUAUGAUUUUUUAAAAAUGUUUUAUUUAUUUAUCUUUACAAAGAGGGGGGAAGAGAGGGAGAAAACAGGGAGGAAAAGAUGGACAGGAGAGAGAUGCGCUCUGACUAGAGCUGAACCCUCAACCCUUUGUGUUGUGGGACUAUGCCCAACCACACUGGCCAGGGCUGAAUACAAUCCUUAAAAAGACAAAUGUGGGGCCCUGGUUGAUGUGGCUCAGUGGGUUGAGCACCAGCCUGUGAACCAAGGGGCCACGGGAUCGAUCCCCAGUCAGAGCACAUGCCUGGGUUGCGGUCCAGGUCCCCAGUAGGGGGCAUGCAAGAGGCAACCACACACUGAUGUUUCUUUCCCUGUUUCUCUAAAAAUAAAUAAAUACUAUCUUUUAUAAAAAGAUGACUGUGGGGAAACAGUUUGUGUUAGCUAAAUGAUCUGUUUCAAACCACAGUUAUCUUAAAAGGGUAGACAUACAAGAUAUGCAUUAUUUUUCUGACACAGGUUUCUGUCCUAGGCCUCUUGCAAACUCUUAAUACAAAAUUCUAUUGCAGUGAGUUUCCAAAAUGCAAUGAGAAGCAAUUGACAGAACACCUAACUUACCCUUAUAUGUUAGAGAUACAAAGGGUGUACAGCUGAUCCUUGAGCAACAUGGUUUGAAAUGUGUGGGUCCACUUAUACAUGAUUUUUUAAAAAAAUAAAUACUUACAGCACUGUAAAUAUGUUUUCUCUUAUGAUUUUCUUUUUAUUUUUUUCACAUUUUUAUUGUUGUUCAAGUACAGUUGUCUCCAUUCCCCCCACCACUCCUCCCCACCCCAGCCAUCCCCACCUCCCACCCUUGAUCCUACCCUCCUUUGGUUUUGUCCAUGUGUCCUUUAUACAAUGCUCCUGAAAUCCCUUGUCCCUUUUCCCGUUAUUCCCUCGCACCUCCCCAGUGGUUACAGUCAUUUUGUUUUUAAUUUCAAUGUCUCUGGUUAUAUUUUGCUUGCUUGAUUUUUUUGUUGUUGAUUAGGUUCCACUUAUAGGUAAGAUUAUAUGCUAUUUGUCUUUCACCACUUGGCUUAUUUCACUCAGCAUAAUGGUCUCCGGAUCCAUCCAUGCUGUCACAAAAGGAUAAGAGCUCCUUUGUUUCUGUUGCAUAGCAUUCCAUCAAGAAAAUGGACCAUAGUUUUUUGAUCCAUUCAUUUACCAAUGGGUGCUUAGGUUGCUUCCAGCACUUGGCUAUUGUAAAUUGUGCUGGUAGGAACAUUGGGGUGCAUAGGUUGUUUUGGAUUGGUGUUUCAGGGUUCCUAGGGUAUAGUCCCAGCAGUGGAAUUGCUGGGCCGAAAGGCAGUUUCAUUUUUAGUUUUUCUGAGGAAAUUACAUUCUGUUUUCCACAGUGGCUGCACCAGUCUGCAUUCCCACCAACAGUGCACUAGGGUGCCCUUUUCUUCACAACCUCCCCAACACUUGUUGUUUGUUGGUUUGUUUAUGAUGGCCAUUCUGACUAGUGUGAAGUGGUAUCUGAUUGUGGUUUGAAUUUGCAUCUUUCUGAUGGUUAGUGAUGCUGAGCAUCUUUUCAUAUGUUUCUGGGCCCUCUGUAUGUCCUCCUUGGAGAAGUGUCUGUUCAGGUCCUUUGCCCAUUUUUUAAUUGGGUUGUUUGUCCUGGAGUGGAGUUGUGUAAGUUCUUUGUAUAUUUUGGAGAUUAAACCCUUGUCUGAGGUAUCAAUGCCAAAUAUGUUUUCCCAUAUGGUUGGUUCUCUUUUCAUUUUAAUGCUGUUUUCUUUACCCAUGCAGAAGCUUUUUAUUUUGAUGAGAUCCCAUGUGUUUAUUCUUUCCUUUAUGUCCCUUGCUCUAGGGGACAUAUCAGUGAAAAUAUUGCUGUGUGGAAUAUCUGAGAUUUUCCUCCCUAUGUUCUCCUCUAGGACUUUUAUAGUGUUGCAACUUACAUUUAAGUCUUUUAUCCACCUUCUUUAUGAUUUUCUUAAUAUUUUAUUUUCUCUAGCUUACGUUAUAGUAAGAAUACAUAUAUAAUAUACAAAAUAUGCAUUAAUCAAGUGUUUAUAUAAUCAAGGCUUCCAGUCAACAGUAGGCUAUUAGUAGUUAAGUUUUGGGGGAGCCAAAAGUUACACACAGAUUUUUGACUGUGCAGGAUGUCGGUGCCCCAACCCCUGCAUUGUUGAAAGGUUAGCUGUUCGGGAUGGGGCAAAAGUAGGUUUACAAUUGUUCACAGGAAAAAUAAUACAAUAAUAAAUAAAUAAUAAUACAAGAAUAAACUCUGUAUUUUAUGGACUCACAACUGUAAAACUACUUUUGUCCCACCUGUAUUUAUAGGGUGUUUCUCAGUUUGCCACUUCUGAUUUACUUACACCUCAUAUUCUGGUGUAAUUAUUAAUAGCACCCUCUUGCACUCUCAACCAUGUCCUGGUUUGCAUGAUAAAUUCUUGGUCACCUUCCCUGCAGAGAAUAUGGAAACUUCCUUGGGGGUGUGUGGUUUCAUGUCAUCUGCCCCCCAAAGAGAUAAUAUAGAUUUCCUGGCUACUAAUACACCCUAGCAGGAAACUUUUUAUGUGUUUUAUGCCUCCAAAAGUGUUUUACUUAUACCUUCCUAGACCUGGAGGGGGAAAAUGGGCUUGAGAUCGGUCAAAGAGCUUGAGAAAGAAUUUCGUAUUUAAAUUGCUGCUCAUCUUUAUUGAAUAAUACUAGAUGAAUUA
Molecule: messenger RNA, 5281 nt
Organism: Artibeus jamaicensis (Jamaican fruit-eating bat)
Lineage: Eukaryota; Metazoa; Chordata; Mammalia; Chiroptera; Phyllostomidae
Gene: CA5B
Product: carbonic anhydrase 5B
Exons: 8
Coding region: 353-1306 (317 amino acids)
Cellular component (GO): mitochondrion; cytoplasm
Molecular function (GO): carbonate dehydratase activity; zinc ion binding
Source: RefSeq, a predicted model, not a curated record